Messenger RNA from Impatiens glandulifera, 652 nucleotides. RefSeq names its product pseudo histidine-containing phosphotransfer protein 6-like. The transcript has 5 exons. Gene Ontology annotation, molecular function: histidine phosphotransfer kinase activity; protein histidine kinase binding. NCBI's taxonomy places the organism in Eukaryota, Viridiplantae, Streptophyta, Magnoliopsida, Ericales, Balsaminaceae. The coding region runs from base 24 to 497 and encodes 157 amino acids. The record is from RefSeq and is a predicted model, not a curated record. Gene Ontology annotation, cellular component: cytoplasm; nucleus. Gene Ontology annotation, biological process: phosphorylation; cytokinin-activated signaling pathway; phosphorelay signal transduction system.
GCAAGACGGGGGCGGCGGUGUGGAUGCUCGGUCUCGGUUUGGACCGGUUGCGAACCGAGAUGAACCGCUUACUCAACUUACUCUUUAACCAGGGUGUGUUGGACGAGCAUUUCUUGCAACUCCGGCAGCUUGAAAACGACGAUUGUCCCAACUUUGUUUCCGAUGUCGUCAACAUAUACUUCCACGAGUCCGACAAACGUCUCCGCCAUCUCAGGGAAUUACUGAUGGAGAAAGAAUUAGUGACGGAUUAUAAGAAAAUGGGAAUGCAUUUGAAUCAGUUAUUGGGUAGCAGCUCAAGCAUAGGAGCUAAAAGAGUCACCACUGUUUGCAUGGCCUUUCGCUCAGCUUCUCAUCAUAACAACAGACCGAGAUGCUUGAGGGCAUUGGAGGUUUUGGAAGAAGAAUACUGUUAUCUCAGCAACAAACUCCACGAAUUACUCCAUCUGGAGCAGCAGCAUUUGUUGGCAGUUGGCAUAAGAUAUCCAAUUCAAAAUUAGCAUCCAAACCCCCAAGAAGAAGGACAAAGUUGAAAUUUGGAAACUCAUUAUCUCAUGAUAAUAUUAGUUAUAAUAAUAAUAAUAAUAAUAAUAAUAUUUGUUACUUAAUUAUAUAGUUAUGAAUUAAUGAUGCAUAUGUUAUUGCAUCCAUGCAU